Cordyceps fumosorosea ARSEF 2679 is the source of this 1047-nucleotide messenger RNA. RefSeq names its product peroxisomal targeting signal 2 receptor. Gene Ontology annotation, molecular function: protein binding. Gene Ontology annotation, biological process: protein import into peroxisome matrix. The record is from RefSeq and is a predicted model, not a curated record. The transcript has 3 exons. Lineage: Eukaryota; Fungi; Ascomycota; Sordariomycetes; Hypocreales; Cordycipitaceae. The coding region runs from base 1 to 1047 and encodes 348 amino acids. Gene Ontology annotation, cellular component: cytosol; peroxisomal matrix.
AUGGCCGCCAUGCUCGAGUUCCGCACCCAGGGCUUCAACCCCUAUGCGGUGAAGUACUCGCCCUAUUACGACUCGCGCAUCGCUGUCGCCUCGGCCGCCAACUUUGGCAUCGUCGGCAACGGUCGGCUUUACGCGCUCGGCCUCACGGCGCAAGGCGUCCAGGUUGAAAAGGCAUUCGAUACAAACGACUCCCUCUACGACCUCGCCUGGUCCGAAAUCAACGAGAACCAGCUCAUCGUCGCGUGUGGUGAUGGCUCGCUCAAGCUUUUCGACCUCGGUGUCGACGACUUCCCUGUCAUGAACUUUCACGAGCAUAAGCGCGAGGCUUUUUCCGUCUGCUGGAACCCCGUCACCAAGGAUACGUUUGUCUCCAGCUCCUGGGACGGCACCGUCAAAAUUUGGUCGCCGACGCGCAACUUCUCCAUCAAGACGCUGCCCAUCGGCAACUGCACCUACAGCACCUCCUUCUGCCCCUCCAACCCGGCCCUCGUCUCCGCCGUCUCCUCCGACUCGCACCUGCGGCUCUUCGACCUGCGCACGCCCUCCUCCGCCAAGUACCACCUCGUCGCCGCUAUCCCCGUGCACGCGCCCCCGCCCGGCGGCGGUCCCGUCGGCGCCGGCGCCGCGCCCUCGGAGCUGCUGACCCACGACUGGAACAAGUACAACGACACCGUCGUCGCCGUGGCCGGCGUGGACCGCGUGAUCCGCACGUUUGACGUGCGCAGCCCGGACGCGGGGCCGCAGGCGGUCAUGCAGGGCCACGAGUACGCGGUGCGCAGGGUGGCAUGGAGCCCGCACGCGAGCGACGUCCUGGUCAGUGCGAGUUAUGACAUGACGGUGCGCCUGUGGAACGACGGCGGCGGCGGCCCGGUGGCGCCCGCGCCCGGCGCGCGGGUAGGCCGCCAGAUGGGCAUCAUGAAUAGGCACACGGAGUUCGUCACAGGCGUCGACUGGUGCCUGUUCGGUGUGGGCGGCUGGGUCGCCUCGGUCGGCUGGGACGAGAGGGUGCUGCUGUGGGACGCCAACAUGCUCAUGGGGCAUAGAUGA